Molecule: messenger RNA, 2626 nt
Organism: Salarias fasciatus (jewelled blenny)
Lineage: Eukaryota; Metazoa; Chordata; Actinopteri; Blenniiformes; Blenniidae
Gene: tmbim1a
Product: transmembrane BAX inhibitor motif containing 1a
Exons: 12
Coding region: 230-1246 (338 amino acids)
Biological process (GO): negative regulation of apoptotic signaling pathway
Cellular component (GO): membrane; Golgi apparatus; endoplasmic reticulum
Source: RefSeq, a predicted model, not a curated record
UCCUGCGGACUCCACCCUGCGCUGCCUGUUUCCAGGAAAGGCGUCUUUCAGCUGCAUUUGACUGCUGCUUCACAUCUGCGAAGCGCUGCUCUGGGAAAAAAAAAGUUCCCCACAACCUGCUCUCUCUCACACACACUCACACACACAGCCGCUCGUGAGCUGCUGUUAGGAUCCGCGUGAGCUCGGUGUGAACGGACCGGACCGGGUGGAGGUCUGCUGAACCGUGGUCAUGUCGAGGUCGGACUACCCUCCAGGGUACGACGACUCCCACGGCCCGCUGUACGGACCUCAGGGUGGGGGCUACCCUCAGCCCCCGGCGUACGGCUUCCCCUCCUACGGCGGCCCGCAGCCGGGCCAGCCCGCCGCCCCCUACCCCGCUGGUCCCAAUGCCCCCCUGUACCCGGGCCAGCCGGGGGGCUAUCCUCCGGGCCCUUACCCGGGGCAGCCUCAGCCCGGCGGGCAGCCGAGGGCGGGCUACCCCGCCCCGCCGCCCAUGCCCCCGAUCAUCCCGCCCACCAUCCCCUCAGACGUGCUGCACUCCGGUGAUGAGUUCGCAGCGGCGGGCAGCGGCUGGGACGACCUGAGCAUCCGACACGCCUUCAUCAGAAAGGUUUAUUUGAUUUUGGCGUCCCAGCUCCUCGUCACCACCGCCAUCGUGGCCGUGUUCACAUUUGUCCAGCCUGUUAGAAGCUUUGUGCAGAGAAACCAGGCUGUGUACUGGGCAUCCUACGGAGUGUACUUCGUCACCCAUCUGGUGCUGGUCUGCUGUAAAGGUCCCCGGAGGAAGUUUCCGUGGAACGUCAUUCUGCUGUUCAUCUUCACUCUGGCUUUGUCCUACAUGACAGGAUCCGUAUCAAGUUAUUAUGACACAAAAGCCGUGUUUCUGGCUCUGGGGAUCACUGCCGUCGUCUGCAUCGCCGUCACCGUCUUCUGCUUCCAGACGAAGGUCGAUUUCACCAAGUGCCGCGGGCUUUUCUGCGUCCUCGGGAUCGUCAUGUUUGUGACGGGCAUCAUCACAAUCAUUGUGCUGUCCUUCAAAUACAUCCCAUGGCUUCACAUGCUCUACGCAGCUUUAGGCGCCAUCGUCUUCACUCUGUUUCUGGCGUAUCACACCCAGCUGCUGAUCGGAAACAGGAAGUACUCCAUCAGUCCGGAGGAGUACGUGUUUGCUGCGCUCUCCAUUUACACCGACAUCAUCCAGAUCUUCCUUUUCCUGCUGCAAAUAAUCGGCGCUUCCACAAAAUAAGUCCGCGGGAGUACGGGUUGGACCAGCUCAGUCCCCAAAAGAAUCGAGCAACAAAACCAUUCCAAGCUUUUUACAAACCUUCUGAUUCGCCAAUACAAAUGAACGUCUGUUUAUAAAAUCACCAAACACUCCAGGGAAAACUUGUAAGGGCUGAAUUUGAUAUUUUGUUACCAUGUAGGUCAAACCUAUGCACAAAAAUGCACUUUUCUUCUGAUAUCUAUGGCUGUCUAUUUGUCCUUUAGAGGUACAAUGUGUAAGAAAUUUUCACACCUUGUUCGAUCACUUGUUAAAGGUGGUUGAUUUUUUUUUUUUUUUUUUUGAAGGGUUGACCAGGCUGCACAGUGGGAUCGCUGUUAGCGCUCUCGCCUCAGUGUACAUUUAUUCGGUUUAACUCGAGUUUGGACCUUUCCGUGAUCAAAAACAUACAUCUGAAGCGAAUUGGUGUGACUCUAAACUUGUGCGUAGUUGUGAAAGCUGAUGGUGUGAAUGUCUAGUUUUGGACUAGCAACCUGUCCAGGGUUCACCCUCACCGUAGAUCCAGCUCUCCUCGACUCUUGAGUUGGAACACCAAAAUCUGUAAUAUGAGAUAAAAACAACGAAAUGUUGCUUUAAGCCUGAAUUUAGUUCACUCGUUACUUCAGAGACCUUUUCCCCUCUUGUUGCGGGGUCGCAUUAUGAGACGGGAUAACUAGAAGUGGCUGGGUAGCUUUAGAAUUGUUGAUUUCAGUCCUUGUUUGGCUGUUUUGAAGAAAAACUCUUACAUAUUGUACCUUCCAUCUUCAUAGUUAAAUAAUAUAAAAUAUGUAGAGACACUAUUUGAGCGGCAUUCAUAUUCCUCUUGCUGCAUUUCGAUUGCUUUGCAUGGAAACAUAUUUCCUCAAAUCAGUAUAUAUGGUGAGAUUUGCCUGCCCAAAGGCACCUUCUGAUGUUGACAUUUUGUUGAUACUCACUGAAGCACAGCUCGGUCCCUUUAACGGAAACCUUGAUCUGGAAUCUUGAGUCCAGGUGUAGCUUUGCGAAAUGACCUUUAAAGCUUUAUAUUCACUGCAGUGCCUUUCUCCAUGACAAUGUUUCUCAGAAGACUUUUUACUCUUCAAUACGGGGUUAUAAUCGGUAUCGUUACACGUGUUCCUGUAUAAAGUGCUCAGUUACAGUCGCAUUUGGGUCAAAUGGGGCGUGGCAGCAGGGCGGCUCAGGCGGUGCCAAUAUGUAAAAUUACUGGAAUCGUGAAAGGCACGGCGUUGCAGCAGUGAUGAGACAGUGUUGAGAUGAUCUCUGCAGCUGGUUCCCUGAACUCCAUUGACCACAAAGCCAGACCCGAGCCAAAGUUACACGCAAAAGCUUUACUGAAAAAAAAAAAAAAAAGGCAAAAAUUUUGAA